AUGCUGUCCAAGUUGUUGUUGAUCCUGGCCGUGGCCGUGGUCAUGGUUAGCAGCCAGUGGUCUGCCACCAUUGACCCGAGUUCGGUGUCUCUGCCGCUUAGAAAGACUUGGUGCUCUUACCAACAGAACUCGUGUCCCUUGAUCUGCCUGCAGGUCAACGGGUCUUCCGGUGCUUCAGUGAACACCUGCGAUGCUAAUUCCCUCGACUACUCAUGCAUCUGCAGCAAUGGUAUCAGCCCCAACGCUUCCGAAUACUCCGAAACAAUGGCCUACUUCAUCUGCACCGAGGCCGGCAACCAACCGACUCCUCCUGUCAGGCCUCUUGCCGUGACGACCACCCGUGUGGAGCUCAAGACCCUGUCCGUAUCAACGCGACAACUACUACCACCACCUCCGCUGCUUCAUCCGCUACCGCCAGCAGCACCUCCAAUCCCCCUUGGCACCGACGUCGCUACGGGCGGUGCAGUCCGUAUGUCCCUGGAACUUGGCCAGGUGUACGGCCUGUGUGCCUUUGUGGGCGCUUUCGUUGCUGGCUUUGCAGUUCUUCUGUGA
Messenger RNA from Penicillium atrosanguineum, 552 nucleotides. RefSeq lists its product as uncharacterized. The transcript has 4 exons. Bases 1 to 552 code for a protein of 183 amino acids. Lineage: Eukaryota; Fungi; Ascomycota; Eurotiomycetes; Eurotiales; Aspergillaceae. The record is from RefSeq and is a predicted model, not a curated record.